UGUGAGUCUCGCUGGCGGUAACAUCGUUUGUACCCGCGAACAAUACACAGCAGCUCCCGAGCACACAUUCACAGCUUUGAUCAUCAAGAAUUCAGCAUAAUUUUUGCGGAAAGAAGGAAGUUGCCGAAAGUCAAUCCAAAAGAUUUCGUAGCUCCGAGCCCAACUUAAAAAGAGCCAUCUCUCCACUACACAAGGACAAUUUUGAACCAGCUGAGGAGUCAAAUGGCAAACAAAACGAUAGUAACGCACGGCAACAGCGCGUCAGCAUCGGCAGCUGUGGCAGCAGCCGCAUCAGCAGUAGCUCCACCUACUCCACGUCCACCCGUGUAUCUGAGUCAUGACGUGAGUUCCCAGCCACCCAGCUCUCAGAUCCACACCGACGAGUUCAAACAUGCAAUCAGUUACGUUAGCAAAGUCAAGAAUCGAUUCCAAGAACAGCCCGAUAAAUAUAAGAGAUUUCUGGAGAUAUUGCAAAAAUACCAGAAAGAACAACAAAAUUUGAAGGAAGGGGCCGGACCAGGAACCCAGUCCACUGACAACAAGCAGAUGACAGAGGCUAAGAUGUAUUCUCAGGUUGCAAAACUGUUUGAGGACCACGAUGAUCUGCUGGCCGAGUUCGUCCAUUUCCUGCCUCAUGCUGCGGACCUUCAGAAACAGCUGGAUCGUAACAGUGAAGAAUUGUCACUUUUGAACCUGAACCGAUAAAUGUGAAGAUGAGUUAGACAUUUAACAACAGCAUGUCGGCAAUCCAAAAGUGUACAGCAUCAAUCGAAAAAAAUGGGACUGAAACGUUCUCCAUCGACGACGCUCUACCACAACUCCUUGUCCACAUGUCAACGUACUACUUACCAUCUACCUGCUAAGAAACACAAGCGGAGCACAUCUUUCCGGGACAUUUCCCUCUAAACUGUAUUUGUAUGGGUGGAAGGGGGGUGGAAGACGGGAAGUGUAGGAGAGUAAUUUGUAAUUACAUUUCUAACACUGUCUUUUAUUGUUCACCCUCUCGCUAUUCUUCAAUUUCAUUCAAAACACGACGUACAACUGUGUGUCAAUAUUAAAUACUAUAAUAUAAAUAUAUCCCACUUACAUUUAAUAUUGCAGUGUACAUUUGAAAACGUAUACAUAUUUUUCUGUAUAAAACCAAAAACGUUUGGAUAACCAAUCACACAAGGAAAGUAACCUUCUGCUCUUACAAUUUGGACAUGCAGAAUUCGACUUUAUCUUGUAACAGCAAAAGGGAAAACAGAAUACUCUUGGGCCAAAGACGGAGCUGUUUUAUUUCUUAUUUUGAAUUACUUUACCCAAAUUAUGAAGCAAAGGAUCAUGAAUUUUCCUAAAAAAAGUUACAAGUUUAAAAUGUACGUUCUUCAAGUGGGUAAAAUUGGAAGACUUUCUAUCGCAGACAACUCACCAUUACAAGUAAAUACAAUUUCAAGCACCAUAAAAUUUCAUGAUUAGCCAUUUAUGAAAUA
Homalodisca vitripennis (glassy-winged sharpshooter) is the source of this 1472-nucleotide messenger RNA. RefSeq names its product paired amphipathic helix protein Sin3a-like. The record is from RefSeq and is a predicted model, not a curated record. NCBI's taxonomy places the organism in Eukaryota, Metazoa, Arthropoda, Insecta, Hemiptera, Cicadellidae. Bases 223 to 705 code for a protein of 160 amino acids. Gene Ontology annotation, biological process: negative regulation of transcription by RNA polymerase II. Gene Ontology annotation, cellular component: chromatin. The transcript is spliced from 5 exons. Gene Ontology annotation, molecular function: transcription corepressor activity.